Molecule: messenger RNA, 969 nt
Organism: Vitis riparia (riverbank grape)
Lineage: Eukaryota; Viridiplantae; Streptophyta; Magnoliopsida; Vitales; Vitaceae
Product: reticulon-like protein B23
Exons: 4
Coding region: 279-740 (153 amino acids)
Source: RefSeq, a predicted model, not a curated record
UUGUUGUGGGGUUGGGCUCCGUUUGGUUGAUGGGAAAAUGAAGUAAAAACCAAAAAAAAAAACAAACAAACAAACAAAAAAGGAGAUUUUGAGGUGAGUUUUUUUUUCCCCCUGAAUAGGAAUUCUAUUUUGUUGUUGUUUUUGCUUGUUUUAGGCGCUUUUGUGAUUUAUUGUGGAAUUGCGCGUUGUCUGGAUGCUGGGAAAAUGGGGGAAAAGGUGUGGAAAUUGAAGAUGAGAUUUGGACGUUAUCUUGAUGCUUUUGCUUUUGGGGAAAUAAAAUGGGGAAGUUUACACAAUUAAGGCAAGUACUGGGUGAUUUAUUGUGGCAUUGGGCUCCGUUUGGUUGCUGCGAGACUUUGGAAAAAGAUGUGGGACAAAAGGAUGAGGCCUUGACUGGUUUAGAGGAAGGGAAAAUUGGAGAAAUUUACACAAGGGUUCCUGUGGAUCCCCUCGAGUGGCAGAUAUCUCAGGACACUGCUAAUAACAUUGUAGCAUGCAUGGCUAACACGAUAGGGGCGGCUGAGUCUGUUUUGAGAGUUGCAGCAACUGGGCAUGAUAAGAGGCUCUUUGUUAAGGUGGUUGUCUGUCUUUAUGUGCUAUCAGCUUUAGGACGGGUGGUCUCAGGUGUUACAGUUGCUUAUGCCGGAUUGUGGUUGUUCUGUCUAUACAUGUUUGCCGAGAACUCACAGACAAUCUGUGCAUGUAUGUCUCGGUUCAUGAGGAGAAGAGAUAACAUAUAGGUUUCAUCAUCCCCUGCAUGUAUCAAGUAUUUUGCUCUCUGGCUCAAGAUUACCAGCAGCUACUUAUUGUUCCCUUGUAAAUACAACUGUCCUGUCUUUUUUCUUUUCUUUUCUUUUCUUUGUUUUUUUUUUUUUGUCUGAGAAAUGAACUGUUAUUUUUUCCCAGUGUAGAACAAAUCCAUUGGAGGAAUAGAGAAAUGAAUAGCAAGUUUUGCUUAUGUUGUCCUAA